Molecule: messenger RNA, 1325 nt
Organism: Amorphotheca resinae ATCC 22711
Lineage: Eukaryota; Fungi; Ascomycota; Leotiomycetes; Helotiales; Amorphothecaceae
Exons: 5
Coding region: 171-1121 (316 amino acids)
Biological process (GO): protein phosphorylation
Cellular component (GO): cytoplasm
Molecular function (GO): ATP binding; protein serine/threonine kinase activity
Source: RefSeq, a predicted model, not a curated record
GUAAUACCAAACAACUCUUAUAUCAUUGCACGAUGAACCUUCGUUCUUGAUUGCUAUCCAAAGAGAUCAGAUCUCUCGGAGUCGUCUUCCUCCUAAAGUCACCAAGCCUACCUGACGGCUACGGCCCAUGACCUCUAAAGACGCCUCCUCUCGUGUCUUGAAAAUUCUCUAUGUCGUCGUCACUCUUCCAACUGGGACAGGUCCUUCGAGGGAGAUUGGGAAAGUACGUUAUUACAAAACAAAUCCAGGACACCGUCUGGUUAGCAAAGAACAAUGUCGAAGAACGCGUAGUCAUCAAAAGUGUAUCGGGCCAUCCUCGCGUCGAGAACGAACGAGAUGUUCUCAAACGCUUCCAGGGCCAGAGUCCUUACAUACGGCCCUUGAUUGACGAUAUUGAAGAAGCAUCUUUUCCACCGACCAUUGUUCUGAAGUAUCUCGACGACCACCUCUUGAACGCAUCAAUCAAGAAAACUCUCAAUCGAAAAGAACUCAAGUUCGUCUCAAAGCGUAUACUUGAAGCGUUGCAAGUACUCCAUGAAGAUAACUAUGUACACACUGAUGUCAAACUCGACAAUAUCCUUGUGAACUACAAAGAAGGCGAAAUACGCUUCUCAGAUGUCCAGCUUGGCGACCUUGGUGGGACGUACCGCGCAGAUUCCAAAUAUGCGACUUCCGGUACACCGGUGGGCGCACCAAUGUGGAGCAGUCCCGAAGUAAUCAUGGAAACUCCUUGGAACACGGCAACCGACAUAUGGUCUUUUGGGGCCGUGCUCAUCAGUCUCAUCUAUGGUGGUGACUUCAACCUUUUCCGACCCCGCACCGUGUCGCAUGAUCACGAGGAGUACGGCUUGGAGGUACUCAAGCGGCAGUUCAAAUAUUUCGGUCCGUUCCCCGAGAAAUAUGCAGAGAUUGCUAGCCCAGAGACGGUCAUGGCUAUAUUAUGGCUCAUGCAAGAGAUUCCGCAGUCGCAAACCACGCCAUUCCAGAGAACCGCGGAACAUGAAGUCUGUAAGAAGGACAAGGAAUUCAUUGGGAAAAUCAUGAUGAUAGACUGGAGAGACAGACCAACAGCUAAAGAGCUUUUAUAUGACGAAUGGUUUCGAGAGGAUGAAGAGGACUAGGGGAAAGGAGAGAGAGGGGGUGGGGGGGUGGUUGGUUAGGUAGGUAGGUAAGAUGGGAAGAUAAGAUAAGAUAUAUAUGAUGUGUAUCAUAGGUAGGGAAGAAAAGAAAACCGAAAAAAUAAAGGGAGAGGGAAUGCAGAUACAAAGGGGACUUCAGGGACAACUGCAGUAGAACACAGAUCCACGUGCACUCCACCGUUUCCA